AUGGUAAUGCUAACCGGUGACUCCUGGGCAACUUGUUACAGCGAUAACGUUGGCUGCCUCAGCUCCAAUCCAAUCUUACACCAUUUAACCAAGAAGAAAGAAAGACAUCAUAUUGAACCAGAAGUUCACAAUGUUAUCGUGAGAAUGAGCUGUCGACGGUACCGGCAAGUGGAUAUCGCCGAUGCAGUUGGAGUCUCCCGAGCUUUAAACAGAUUCAGAAAAAACGGAUGUACCAAUUGGAGACCUGUUGGUGGAUCUCAGCACAUUACGAUACCAAUGGAUGACAGAAAUAUUGACAAGGCUCCGUCGGAGGCGACCUUCCGAGGAGUGGAGUACCUGUACUACGAUCUGAGCAGGACCGGAGGAGAACCAAUAGUCAGCAACCAGGACUCCAUCUCCCUCUACUUCAAGACAAGGCAUCCCUCCGGUCUCCUCUUCCACACUGGUCAGUCGAUUUCUCCUCCUUUAUUUACAAAUAAAUAUAACUCAUAA
This is a messenger RNA of Nezara viridula (southern green stink bug), 492 nucleotides long. Lineage: Eukaryota; Metazoa; Arthropoda; Insecta; Hemiptera; Pentatomidae. The record is from the annotation of a GenBank genome assembly.